Messenger RNA from Polypterus senegalus (gray bichir), 777 nucleotides. RefSeq names its product olfactory receptor 187-like. Gene Ontology annotation, cellular component: membrane. The transcript has a single exon. The coding region runs from base 1 to 777 and encodes 258 amino acids. The record is from RefSeq and is a predicted model, not a curated record. NCBI's taxonomy places the organism in Eukaryota, Metazoa, Chordata, Cladistia, Polypteriformes, Polypteridae. Gene Ontology annotation, biological process: G protein-coupled receptor signaling pathway. Gene Ontology annotation, molecular function: olfactory receptor activity; G protein-coupled receptor activity.
AUGUAUGUCUUUAUCUGCAAUUUAGCUAUAGUAGACUUGUUAAUUACUACGAUUGUCAUUCCAAAAACACUAGCAAAUUUAAUGUUUAAUCUGAACACAAUUUCAUUUUCUGCUUGUUUUAUUCAGUCUUUUGCCUACUUACAUGGUACUACUGUCCAGCUACAUAUAUUGGCAGCCAUGUGUUAUGACCGUGUCAUAGCAGUUUGUAAUCCGUUACAAUAUGUCACAGUUAUGAGCAACAAAUUAGUGAUCACACUGUUGGCACUUUCCUGGACAGUGGCAUUGGUGUUUCCAUUGUUUAUCAUGUGCUUUGCUCUUCAACUGUCUUUUUGUGGACCAAACAAAAUACCAAACUGCUACUGUGGUCAUGCUUCACUAAUCAAAAUGUCUUGUACUGACUAUACUGUCAAUAGUGUUUUAGGUUUGGUUUUCGGUCUUGGUCUCUUAAUUCUUCAUACCAUUAUUUUCAUUAUUUCAUAUGGUAAAAUUAUUGCUGCUGUCCUAAAAAUAAAAAGUACAGCUGGGCACAUGAAGGCCUUUUCAACUUGUGGGGCUCAUCUUUUUGUGGUGAUUACGACGCUGCUUUCCGCUGCCUUUGUCUAUGUCACUUCUCGAAUACCGUCAUUCUCUAUGGAUGCUCGUCUCAUGGUUGCUACUGUUCAAAACCUCCUUUGUCCGGUGAUAAAUCCCAUUAUUUACUCUUUGAUGACUAAAGAGAUUAUAGAAAGCAUAAAGAAAGUAAUUCAAAAAAAUAUUAUAAAACAUUUUCAAGAAUAA